Molecule: messenger RNA, 2489 nt
Organism: Linum trigynum
Lineage: Eukaryota; Viridiplantae; Streptophyta; Magnoliopsida; Malpighiales; Linaceae
Source: the annotation of a GenBank genome assembly
CAAUGCUACAUCAUCCGUCCAACGAUUCCAUGGACAUAUAGGAACAUAUGACCUACAAACACCAUAGCCACAUUGGGUUGACCUUGCUUGUACAUUAAUCCAAGUGGAAGAAGAAACAGGAAAACAAGGGCAGACAAAACAUACCCCAACCCAAUCCUUCCUUUUGAGUAACGAGUCUUGGUGUGUAAGUGAAGGAAAAAUAGGUGGAAACUUAAAAAGUUAAAGUUGUUUGUAUAUGUUGGUGCAUUGAGGGCUCAAUUGAAUGCUGCCAAAUAACCCUCUAGUUAGUUGAGACGAGAGAGAAAGUAGGGGGAAUAUGUAGCCUUUUCCUCUUGCCUUGAAGUUGAGUAAUAGCCAUAGGUGAACUUCUAGCAGGAGCAUAGAUGGGAUGAAAAGAUGAAUUGGGUGGGAUGAAUGGAUGAUUGUAGUUAAUGGAGAUGCAUGGUGCUCUUCUCCUCCAUCAUGGAUUCUCAGACAUUAUUGAACCCAAAGUGGCCUACCACCAAUCCACCAUACCAGCCUUAUGACUUCAACUGAUGAGUCAAUUCUUUGCUCCUUCUGGUCCAUGCAACGUGCAAGGGGGGAAAACCCUUUUCUCCUCCCCCUUUGCAACACUGUCUGUUGCUUGAAUGAAUGGAAUGAGAUGAAAUUAAUGGCUGGCCUGGUUCCAGAACAUGGGAAGCUGGGCUUUCUCUUUUCUCUGUACCCAGCCACACCUCAUAGUUUUGUCCCCCCACCCCUUAGAUGGAAAGGUCAGAGUGAAUUUGAGAAUUUAGAUGGAUGGAUGAAAAGAAAAGAUGCAUGUUAUCUCAAGCUUGAUGAUUAAGCUGGAUAUUGGGUCAGGAAUUUGCAUUCUCGCUUCCCUCUUGUCCCCACAUUUCACCUACUUUCGGUUGGCAUUCAUUGCCCAUUACUCUCCUUGUCCAUCACAGACCGUGCAACUCUCCGUUUUUUUGCCUCUCAAUGCUUGAUUGAUUCAUCCAUGGGGGAUUCAGAUCUGUGGAGCUUUGGGAUCUGAAAGCUUAGCCAGCAUACUAAGUCAUCUUCCGUCAUGUUUCAUGACUUUUGUCUUGACCUUAUUUAGCCAUUCAAAAGUUGGCUUUCUCUUUGGAAAGUUGAAACCCUGAAAAUGGGUGUCUCUCUUUUAGCUUGUUUUGCCAUAAAGCACUCAUCUUUUUUGCACACAAAGUUUUCCCUUCUUUCUACAGAGCCUCUCUGCUAAAACUGGGACACAUUGUGUUGUGUGUGUGCGCGCCUUUAGCAGAACGAGAAUGAUAAAUUCAAUACUGUUUCUGAUGAAUGGUCCAUCCACCAUUCACUAAUAUCAAUGCAAUUGUAUUUCACACUCACACAUGUUUUUUCUUCUACAGAAAAUGACAUGUUUCUGUUCUGAUCUCAUUAAUGACAAUGACAAUCUGCAUCAUCCCAUAUACCUAUCUGCUUCUUGAACUUCGCAAAUAGUCAGUAAAUUUACUUGUAAUCAUGCAUUGAUUUCCUGAAACCUUGUCACAUAACUACGUUUUUGCAGCAAUUAAUGAUGUUUCAGCUGAAUUUAACAAUGUAUGUUGGUUCCAGGAAAGAACGGGCAGCCGCCAUCAAGCAGCACACUCUCAUGGUCGACUCGCCUCCGAAUCGCCAAAGGAACAGCCAGAGGCCUAGCCUACCUCCACGAAUGCAGCCCGCGAAAAUUCGUCCACGGCGACAUCAAGCCCACCAACAUCCUCCUCGACGCCGAAUUCCGCCCCCACAUCUCCGACUUCGGCCUCAGCCGCCUCGUCACCAUCACGGGCAACAACAACAACAACAACAACCCAUCCUCUUCCUCCUCCGGCUUCAUGGGCGGGGCCCUGCCUUACCUCAAAUCGGCCCAGACCGAGCGGCCCAACAACUACCGGGCCCCCGAGGCCCGCAUCCCGGGUAACAAGCCGGCCCAGAAGUGGGAUGUCUACUCGUUCGGCGUCGUCCUGCUCGAGCUCCUCACGGGGAAAUCCCCCGACCUUUCCCCGACCAGCUCGAGCGCCGUCGAGGUUCCCGAUCUCGUCAGGUGGGUGAGGAAAGGGUUUGAGGAAGAGAACCCUUUGUCGGAGAUGGUGGAUCCGACGCUGUUGCAGGAGGUUCAAGCGAAGAAGGAGGUUCUGGCGGUUUUCCAUGUCGCUCUGGGUUGUGUGGAGGUGGAUCCUGAGGUUCGUCCGAGGAUGAAGAAUGUGUCGGAGAAUCUUGAUAGGAUCGGAACGUAGAGAGGAUCUUAUUGAGGAUUCGGGAUCUUCUGAGUUCUGAUGAUAGAAUGGGGAAUGAAGGGAGAGUUGGUGAAGAGUAUACAGAGAUUUCAUUUCCCCCUUUGCUUGUAUUUUCGUUUCCUUCCUUUAGUUUAUUUGGUGAUUGAAAAGAAAGCAUUUUGGGUAGUUGCUCAUUUGUAAUUUAAGCUCUCGAUCCCUUCUCCAUUUGAAGGAUCUUCUUAGUACUACUGGUAAUAAAAGUUUGAAUACUAU